GACACUAACUUGACAAUAGGGUUUCGCUCUUCUCUUUGUCAAAGGACUGACUUCCGUUUUCAUGUUUUCACCAGCUUUCUAGAAAACUCUACUGACUCCCACAGCUGACGCGGUUGAAAACAGACAGCGACGAGUAGUUUGAGCUGCCGCGUCGCAGUCACUUGAAUCCCCUGCGUUUCUACCCCGAACAUUAUUCAGUUUUAUCCUUGAACAACGCUAGUGUUUACCGAGCUAGCUGGCUAGCGUUAGCCAGCUGAGUUUCACAUCGGCAUGUUUCGCUUCAUGAAUGACGUUGAUGACGACCUGGACAUAAUGGAUCCAUUCGCAGCUCACAGGCAGCAGAUGAGUCUGUUUGCACCCUUUGGUAUGGACCCUUUUGCUCUUGCUACUUCCCAGAUGCAGCCACAUCGUGCACCACGUAGACAGGCUGGUCCACUGACCCCGUUUGGCAUGAUGGGCAUGGGCGGAGGAUUCAUGGAUAUGUUCGGCAUGAUGGGAGAAAUGAUGGGAAACAUGGGAAGAAUGUCGGGCUCACCCAACUGUCAGACGUUCUCCUCCUCCACAGUCAUCUCCUACUCCUCGUCAGGAGCAGGAGCUCCUAAUGUUUAUCAGCAGACCCAGGAAACCAGAGCCGGCCCUGGAGGGAUCCGUGAGACACGGCAGUCGGUCAGGGACAGCGAGAGCGGCCUAGAGCGACUCGCCAUCGGCCACCACAUCGGGGAUCGCGCCCACAUAAUGGAACGCUCAAGAAAUCGCCGCACAGGAGACCGUGAAGAGCGACAAGACUUCAUUAACCUCGAUGAAAGUGAGGCCGAUGCAUUUGAUGAGGAGUGGAGACGGGGGGCGGGGCGGUACGGUCCCCCAGGCGCUCGGGGGCUGGAGUACCGAGAUCGACGGGCAGGAGGUCAGCAGCUGGCUCUGACUGCUCCUCCCAGCUCAACACCUCCAUCAGGCCAUCGGCAUGAGUCUCCCCGGCACCGUCAACCCCAUACCCGACCACGCUACGACUGGUGAGAAGGUUUACACCUGAGGAAGCAGGUGUUCUGGAUGGAGUUAAAGGAAGAUUCCCAUUAUGCUGUGAACAAGGUUGAAGACGACUUGACGCCUGGCGUCAAUGUUUGACUUGACUGGACUGUCGAUAUAUAAACAACAUUAUACACAACACAUCACCAUCUUCAUACAUCUGAUUAACAUUCACAGUACAACUUAUUUUCUGUUACAUAGAAAAAAAACCACGUGAGCGCAGGUUGACGGGAAAGCACACUUUAUUUACACACAUUCUGUAGACGUGUGUUUUGGAGGCAGCGCUGCGUCUGCUCUACGGUCCAUUUUGUUUGUAAAGACACCAGUGUGUCAGUGAAUUGAAAUGCAUUCUGUUAAUCUAACUAAAUAAAAGUCAACUUAAACAUUGUUA
Messenger RNA from Cynoglossus semilaevis (tongue sole), 1414 nucleotides. RefSeq names its product myeloid leukemia factor 2 (gene mlf2). Bases 271 to 1014 code for a protein of 247 amino acids. Lineage: Eukaryota; Metazoa; Chordata; Actinopteri; Pleuronectiformes; Cynoglossidae. The transcript is spliced from 8 exons. The record is from RefSeq and is a predicted model, not a curated record.